This is a messenger RNA of Melanotaenia boesemani (Boeseman's rainbowfish), 2094 nucleotides long. RefSeq names its product olfactomedin-4-like. Gene Ontology annotation, biological process: signal transduction. Lineage: Eukaryota; Metazoa; Chordata; Actinopteri; Atheriniformes; Melanotaeniidae. The transcript has 7 exons. The record is from RefSeq and is a predicted model, not a curated record. Bases 85 to 1464 code for a protein of 459 amino acids.
GGAGUGUUCACAGGUCAGAAGCUGCAGCUGCAGUCAGAGAUAUUGUCAUUUCAGACAGUUUUAUGCUCUGUUCUCUGACCCAUCAUGAAUUUGUACGUGCUCACCCUGUCUGUUCUGUUCACACUCAGCCAACAGGUACCUUCAAGUGAAAAGUGUACAUGCGAGCUGAGUCACUCACAGAAGGUUUUUCCUCAUGACAAACUCCAAACAGCAGAAGGCAAUGCCACAGACUGCAACAGCCGCAUCACACCUCAGAAGACCCUGGAGCUGGAGAGUCUGCUGUUGGGUUUGGAGCGACGUCUCGACCAGCUGCACACAGACAUGUCGAUCCUGGAGGCGGAAGACGAUGGACAACUGUACGGAGUUCUCAGCUUGUACAUCAUUGAGAAUGAGAUGACUGAGAUAAAGCUGCUGCUGGACAAACUCAACAGAACCACGUUGGGACACCAAGACCUAACUGCUAACACCCUUCUUCAGUUGGAAGACUUGAAAAAAGAUAUGGAUGAGCUGCAGACGUUUGACUCCAUGCAGGUGGUGAAGGGACGACAGGACAACAAGCAUCUGAAGGCGGAUCUAAAAGACUGCAGGACAGCAAUCAACUCCACUGUUGCACCCACCCACCCGACGCAAGGAACCUGUCCCCAUGGCCACCUUCUGAACAUAACAGGACCGAGGGUCUACACUGCAGGAGAGUAUCCUGGCUCGUACCCAUUUGGAGCUUGGGGUCGGGACCCUGAACCAGAGGCAGGGAAAGAAAGCUGGUAUUGGCUGGUAAUGUUGACAUCCAGCAAUAUAUAUGCCCACUAUGUCCGUCUUUACUCCAGCCUCAGCGCUCUCAUCAUCGGAGUGAGCACUCCAGGUAAUGUCCAGAUCCACUCCUCUAAUCCAACCACCAACACCAUCCAGGGUCCAAACGUGGUUUUGUAUGGAGGUGCUUUGUACUACAAUUGCUACAACAAAGACGCUGUUUGCAGAUUCAACCUGACCAGCAAAACUGUUACCACUUCACAACUACCUGCAGGAACAAGGUAUAACUCCAAGGGUAACUUCUGCCGCCUUGACGAAUGCUACUCUUACACCGACCUGGACCUGGCCACAGAUGAGUCGGGCGUCUGGGUGAUCUACACCACCACCCAAGAUUAUGGCAACUUGGUUCUGUCCAAGGUGGAGGAGGGUCAGCAGCCGACGCUCGGUCAAACCUGGCAUACUUCAGUGUUCAAGCAGAGUGUGACCAACACCUUUAUGGCCUGCGGCAUCCUCUAUGCCACACGCUAUGUCAGUAAAAGCACUGAAGAGAUCUUUUAUUCAUUUGACACCUCAACAGGGAAGGAAAAUUUUAACCUUGGUAUCUUAAUCAACAAGAUGUCUUCUAACAUUCAAUCCCUCAACUACAGUCCAGUGGACCAGAUGCUGUAUACCUACUGUGACUCCAAAAUGGUCUCCUACAAAGUUUUGUUUGGGUAGACUGGUAUUUAUUGUCCUUGAGAGCCUGUCUUCAAAUAAUAGCUUAGAAGAUCUGCAUCUAUUAAUAUGCACACAAUCAUGUCAGUGGUCAUCAUAUCAUAGACAUUCUGCUUCUCUUCAACUCUGUUUAAUCAAUAAAUGAAUUUCUUCUCUGAAUUCUGCUGAACUACAAGCAUUUAAAUUAGAUAGCCAGAAACAUGUCUUUAUUUUUGUUGUUAAGUCUGUGUUGUUCAGAGUAGAUUUUCUGUAGGAGUUAAAUUGGGCAAAUUGGACUGGACUUCGCCAGCUCAUGUGACUGCUGAGAAUAAGUUCACUAGACCUUGUGAAGCAGCUAUGAUUCCACACAAAGUGUGUGUGGAAGCAAGAUGUAUAGGGCGUACAUGUUUCUGAACUGAGUAUGAAAGUGUGAAGUUCAGGCAUGUGGCAACAGUCACUUCAUGAAUAUUUCUUUGGUAAUAAACUCAUGCAAAUACAUUUGUAUCUUGUACUUUCUGUGAUGAAUUUCAAUCACAAAAAGUAAACAUUUAUAUCAUUACUAAAACAAUGAUAUGAAAAAUGAAUAACAUACUUGUGUCUUUCUUUAGUGGCAUCUGCUUUAUAGAUGGUGAAAAUAAAUCACAUCUCAGUGUA